This is a messenger RNA of Epithele typhae, 807 nucleotides long. RefSeq names its product electron transfer flavoprotein beta subunit. NCBI's taxonomy places the organism in Eukaryota, Fungi, Basidiomycota, Agaricomycetes, Polyporales, Epitheliaceae. Gene Ontology annotation, molecular function: electron transfer activity. Gene Ontology annotation, cellular component: cytosol. The record is from RefSeq and is a predicted model, not a curated record. The transcript has 7 exons. Bases 1 to 807 code for a protein of 268 amino acids.
AUGAGACCUUCCCCAGUCCGUCUGCUCAAUAUCCUCGUCCCCAUCAAGCGGACCGUAGACUAUGCCGUCAAGAUUCGCGUGAACCCGGACCAGAAGGGCAUUGACCUCAACGUCAAGCACUCAAUGAACCCCUUCGACGAAAUCGCCGUCGAGGAGGCCGUCCGGCUACGGGAGAAGCUCAAGGACGAGGUCAAGUCGAUCAAGGUCGUCACCAUCGGCCCGCCCAAGGCCGCGGACGUCCUCCGCACCGCGCUCGCCAUGGGCGCCGACGCCGGCAUCCACGUCGAGGUCCCCGAGGCCGCGCCCGCCCCGGAGCCCCUCGGGGUCGCGAAGGCGCUCCGCGCGCUCAUCGCGCGCGAGAAGGACGGCGUCGACCUGGUGAUCAUGGGCAAGCAGGCGAUCGACGACGACGCGGGGCAGACGGGGCAGAUGCUCGCGGGGCUGCUCGGCUGGUCGCAGGCGACGUUCGCGAGCAAACUCGUCGUCGACCCGAAGGCGAAGGUGGCGGAGGUGACGAGGGAGAUUGACGGGGGCUUGGAGGAGCUGAAGUGCCAGCUGCCGUUGAUUGUGACCACGGACCUCCGGUUGAACGAACCUCGUUACGCGUCACUACCCAACAUUAUGAAGGCGAAGAAGAAGCCCAUCGAGAAGUUGACUCCUGCUGACUUGUCAGUCGACCUGACUCCCAUACUGGAGACUAUCAAGGUCGCAGAGCCCCCAAAACGUAUUGGUGGGGCAAAGGUUGGGAGUGUGGACGAGCUCAUAGCGAAGCUCAAGGAGGCUGGCAUUACUGCUGUGAAGGCGUAG